Molecule: messenger RNA, 2785 nt
Organism: Alternaria metachromatica
Lineage: Eukaryota; Fungi; Ascomycota; Dothideomycetes; Pleosporales; Pleosporaceae
Exons: 1
Source: RefSeq, a predicted model, not a curated record
AUGGAUGUGAGCGAUGAAGACAGCGACAGGGAGCUUGUUCGUGGAAGAAGCUUGGCACCAGUGACAGCACUGAAUGCGAAACAGGAAUCUGACAGUGUCAGCCCUGUACUAGCUCCUGUGGGCAAAUCUGCCAGUAUUACAUCAGAUAAGAACGGGGAUGUGGGGGAUGUCGAGCGCGAUGACCAAAUGCGUGGAGCCCGGGUCAUCAGGUAUGAAGACACACCCUUUGUGCUGGCGCGACAGCCACCAGACAAUGUCGCUGCUAUAGAAUGGCCGUCUAUGGAUCCUCUCAAUACCCUAGGUUCGAAAGAAAGGGCCCAGGAGUCUGCAGAACACUCGUUCCUGGACAUCGGACACGAGACGUUUGUUUACGGCAGCGCUUCGGUUCCGCAGCACCACACAGUCAACGAGCUCGCCAGCGCAGAACAAACGAUCCGCCAGGGAGAACGUGCAUCUAAUGUUGAAUCGCCUACUCUCGGUCUUCUUGAUGAUGCCUUUCGUACUGGCAAAGUCUGGCGAGUAUCGUCGCUCGAAGCUAGUGUACCUGCAUCCGAGGCGCCUUUUGAUGUCAAAGACGACGAGGGCAUGUCGAGAGAUGAAAAGGCGGAUGCGGAACGCGCUUUCAGUCCUGUGUGGUUUGCUAAGAGCGACUUGCAGCUUCCGACAAGCACUCGGGAUCUUGGGAAUGCAGAUGGAAGCGCAGAAAUCCGCGCGACAACAUCUGGAGAAGAACGCGACGCGGACGCAGGCAGUCGAGUAAUGGCCGUUGGCGCGAUUGCAGCCCCAGCCCAGCAGGAAAUACGAAGACAUGGGGACCGGGAGCCUUCGCUUAGCCAUACCCUUGCGGGGGCCAGUGCUGCGGCGGCUGACAGCGACACCUCGACGCGCUCCGCGCCGCCCUCCUUAGUUGUCGACGCCGCUGAAAAGCAUACCGCCUCUGGAUCACUUAGUCCAUCAUGGGGCCGCGGACACAGCAUCAUUGAUCCACGCGUGGCUGAGCGCGCUUCCGAUGAGAUGGGGGACGAAAGCAACCUCGUCACGCCCGCCGGGCAGGUUCCGCGCAUUACCACCCAGAACGGUCCGGAGACACCCAAGGCUGGACAACCGUACAGCGAGCAUUCACGUCCCGCCAUGUCAAACAGCCACUCCCAUGGCCAGGCCAGCUUUCCGGACUUCAAGCACCAAGCACAGCAACUGCAGGUUUCAAAUAGCGCUACGGCGGCUCCAGAACGGUCAAGAUCCAUGCUCUCGCAGAUAUCUGCCAUGGUUUCUGACGAGGGAAGCAACCCUUACUCUCAAACAUCUACUGGAAGAUCAACCCCGUCAACAAUUCGUCGCAUGCAGCCAGAGUCCACCGUGAAGCCUUCGGCAGUCCCACCACAGAUUCCAGAGGAGAUUUUGAUGUCGUAUGGUGGCGACGAUGGUUUUGAUCUUUACGCAGAUCAUAACGGAGUCGUCAAGGAUGUGCAAGACGAGCAUGGCCAGCCUUUGCGACUUGGACAUCUCCAGGUGCGAGGGGCAACUACCCAACAACAGCCAUCACAGCCUUCAACUUCCGGUAUUGCGACAGCGCCAUCAUCUCGCGAUGGUGAUCGCCCAAGAUACAGUUUUGAAAGGCCAAUGAGCUUCGUCUCAGGACCUGAAGACCAAGACGGCAAACCUCAAGAUCAGAUCAACCAGACCGCAUCUGCAAAUGCAACGCAAUCUUCCCCUGUCGCUAUGCAGCAUCGUAAUCAGUCCCAGCAAUCACUACACAUGGACACAGUGUACUCACCGAACCCGCUAGCAAACGUCGCACCGCCCUCGGGUCGGAGCGCAUUGAGGCACCAGCCAAUGCUUGCAUCUGGCCCAUCUCCAUCCAAGAAUAUCUUCCAGGCGGUAAAGUCAAUCGACCCCAGUAACAAAACCACUCAGAUUACCGUCAGUUCUUGGCGUCCUGCGGGCCAUCAAGCUUCCCAGCAAGCAGUUUCCGGAAGUCCUGAUCUUAACUGUCAGUUACCACAGGCCACUCAAGCUUCGGGUCGGGUUCCGCUAGCAGAACAAGAGAGGCCAGCAAUUUCGGGGCCGCAGAGCAACCCGAAUCGCGCACAAGGGCAGAUGGAAUCUCAUGGACCCAGAAAUCAAUUUGAACUGCAACAGCAAUUGUUGCAGAGGCAAGGGCAAUACCAAGUUGCCGCGUUUAGACCACCCGCCAAUUCUUCGUCUCAACCUGCCGAGCAAACAUCAAGAAACCAGGAGAAGUCAUCUUCGAAACCUCGGCUUACAUCAAUGUUCAAGAGCUUUGGUGGUAAGACACAGGCGAACCUCCAGCAUACGACCAACUCUGGCAAUACAGCCAUAAUCUCCCAGUCCAAGCCACUUCCGCCGGAUCCUAGUUCUGGUACUCCGCUUCACUCUGUAAUGGACAGAUUUAUGCGCCCUAGGGAGGCAUCGGCAGAAAAGCUUAUCGACCAGCAACAUCCUUUCUUGCCGCAUAGUCGCCCAAACAUGGGGCAGCCACCGGAGUUUGGGCAGGCUUCGUUACAGGUACACUCGGUAGAACCGCGUGUCGAUUCGAGAACGCGCAUUGCAUCCGACCUUCCCAACGACUUUUCAUCCCAGCAGCCACCGUCAAUAUCCAAUGUUCAAGUCCAGGCCCAUCAAGUAUCAUACUCGAAAAGACCAGAAUCUGGCAAGAAGAAGAGAUUUUCUGCGUUGGGCGCUCUGUUCAUUCGAGGUGGUGUGAAUGGUGAUGGAUCGGCUAUGAAAUACAAGAUGUCAAAAGAAGGAAAGAAGGCACAGAAGA